AUGCGCCUCCCGGUCCUUUUCGCCCUCCAGCUGGUCGCCUUGGCGGCGGCAGCAGCUUCGGCGGCCGAGGCCGCGGCGACGCUCUCUUCGAGGAUGGUGCACCGUCUGUCCGACAAGGCUCGGCUGGAGGCGGGCCCGCGUGCGGGGUGGUGGCCGCAGCGCGGAAGCGGGGAGUACUACCGCGCGCUGGUGAGGAGCGAUCUCCAGCGGCAGAAGCGGCGGCUCGCGGGCAAGUACCAGCUCCUCUCGCUCUCAAAGGGCGGCAGCACCUUCUCCCCCGGCAACGACUUCGGCUGGUGCUCCGUCAUAAAUGGAGCAUCUAUUAUGCAGGAUAGAGAUCUUGGAAUAUACAAGCCUGCUGAAUCGACGACAAGUCGGCAUCUUCCUUGCAGCCACGAGCUAUGCCAAUCAGGUUCAGGCUGCACAAACCCAAAGCAGCCUUGCCCAUACAAUAUUGACUACUUUUCAGAAAAUACUACCAGCUCUGGUUUGCUAAUUGAGGAUACACUACACUUGAACUCCAGGGAGGGCCAUGUACCAGUGAACGCUUCAGUUAUUAUUGGCUGUGGUCGAAAGCAAAGUGGUGACUAUCUGGAUGGUAUUGCACCGGAUGGACUCCUUGGCCUUGGAAUGGCAGAUAUUUCAGUUCCUAGUUUCCUUGCAAGAGCUGGACUAGUUCGGAAUUCCUUCUCGAUGUGCUUUAAGGAAGAUAGUUCUGGGAGAAUUUUUUUUGGAGAUCAAGGGGUGUCCUCUCAACAGUCUACACCGUUUGUUCCUCUGUAUGGCAAACUUCAAACUUAUGCUGUUAAUGUCGACAAAUCUUGUAUUGGACAUAAAUGUCUUGAGGGUACUAGCUUCCAGGCCUUAGUCGAUAGUGGAACAUCAUUUACUUCUCUUCCUCCAGACGUUUACAAGGCUUUCACAAUGGAGUUUGACAAACAAAUGAAUGCUUCAAGGGUGCCUUAUGAAGACAGUACCUGGAAAUAUUGCUACAGUGCUAGUCCUCUUGAGAUGCCUGAUGUGCCAACAAUAACCCUGGCAUUUGCUGCGAACAAGAGCUUCCAGGCUGUUAAUCCUAUAUUUCCAUUUAAUGACAAACAGGGAGCGCUUGCUGGGUUCUGCUUAGCUGUGCUGCCAUCAACAGAACCUAUUGGAAUUAUUGCCCAAAAUUUCCUGGUUGGAUACCAUGUUGUCUUCGACAGAGAAAGCAUGAAGUUGGGUUGGUACCGCUCUGAAUGCCGCGACGUUGACAACAGCACGACCGUGCCGUUGGGCCCAUCGCAGCACGACAAUCCAGAGGACCCGUUGCCGUCGAACGAGCAGCAGACUUCCCCGGCCGUGACGCCUGCAACGGCAGGCAUGGCUCCGCUCUCCAGUGCAACGACGAAUCUACAGAUGCUUCUUGCUAGCUCAUACCGGUUGCUGUUACUGACAAUGUCCACUGUGUUCUUCAUCUCAUGA
Messenger RNA from Miscanthus lutarioriparius, 1461 nucleotides. NCBI's taxonomy places the organism in Eukaryota, Viridiplantae, Streptophyta, Magnoliopsida, Poales, Poaceae. The record is from the annotation of a GenBank genome assembly.